Molecule: messenger RNA, 339 nt
Organism: Myotis daubentonii (Daubenton's bat)
Lineage: Eukaryota; Metazoa; Chordata; Mammalia; Chiroptera; Vespertilionidae
Product: protein p13 MTCP-1-like
Exons: 1
Coding region: 1-339 (112 amino acids)
Source: RefSeq, a predicted model, not a curated record
AUGGCCAAGCUCCCGUCGAAGGUGCACCUCACCUCGCACCCCAUCUGUCUGAAGAUCCGUGGCCCCUUGAUGUAUGAGGACGAGAACCAGCACACGUGGCAUCAUUUUGUCAUGGACCGAGGAGGUGACCUGCAAGUACGGUUGUGCCAGGUGAACAUCCCCAGUGGGCAUAUGGCACUCACCACCAGCCCGCUGACCUCGAGCACCAUGCCUUCGAUGUGGACACUACACUUUGGCAGACGGUACCUGGACUCCAUGGGCCGGUUCUGGCGCAUCGUGCACCACGUCAAGGAGGAUGACAUGGAGGAAAUGAUCCUUAAGCUGAUGAAAGUUUCGUAG